UAUUGACGUGUUUCCGGCCAGCUCAGCGCAGUGUUGUCAACCUGUAAUCCCUUCACAGACGUUUUGUACAGCUGUGUUAACUCUUCUACAUACAUCGUCUUUAAAUUUGACAUUGUACAAAAAUGGUGCUGCUGACAAUGAUCGCCCGGCUGGCGGAUGGACUGCCGCUGGCCGCUUCAAUGCAGGAAGACGAGCAGAUGGGCCGAGACCUCCAGCAAUAUCAGAGCCAAGCCAAACAGCUGUUUCGUAAGCUGAACGAACAGAGUCCCACCCGAUGCACCUUAGAAGCUGGUUCAAUGACCUUUCACUACGUUAUAGAGAAGGGCGUUUGCUAUCUGGUGUUGUGUGAAGCUGCGUUUCCAAAGAAGCUCGUCUUCGCUUAUCUGGAAGAUCUUCAAGCAGAGUUUCAUGAACAACAUGGGAAGAAGGUUCCCACGGUCUCUAGGCCUUACUCAUUCAUAGAGUUCGACACAUAUAUUCAGAAGACCAAAAAGUCAUACAUUGACAGUAGAGCACGCAGGAACCUGAGCAACAUUAACACGGAGCUGCAGGAUGUCCAAAGGAUCAUGGUGGCCAACAUAGAAGAAGUUUUGCAGAGAGGAGAGGCCUUAUCUGCGUUGGACUCCAAGGCCAGCAACCUCUCCAGCCUGUCUAAGAAAUACAGGAGCGAUGCCAAGUACCUCAACACUCGCUCCACGUAUGCUAAGCUAGCUGUGGGCGGAGUCUUCAUCAUCAUGCUUAUCGUAUAUGUGCGCUUCUGGUGGCUGUAGAUGUACGGAGGGGCUCUUGAAGAAAGUAUAGGUGAAAAGCAGACGGACUCUCGAAUGACAACAAGCUCACGUUGCGUUUUAAAGCCCCAGCCUGUUCUUAAAGACUGUUGGAUCCGGCACUUUCCUUUAACGGGCCGUCGACUUCCUUACCUGAUUCUCACCGGUCUUUGUUUUAAGAACUACAAGUUUGCCUGCGCUUGCUCAAAGUGUGUAAGGAGUGUGUGGAUGAAAGAGAAAGUUUGGUUUUCUGUAUAUGUCUGUGUAUAAAUAAUCUUAUACUGUACAACUGAAGUAUAGAGCAACAAACAUCAAACAUGGUUUAGAUUUGUAGUUUCAGCACAUUGUGGGCUGUUGAGUGCGGGGCGGGCUACCACUUCCACUUAAAGCUCUGUCAGAUAACAUCGCCUUCUAGACGGUGAAAGUAAACAAGAUUUUGCAUUAUUAAUGCCUUAGUCUCCCCAAUUAGCCAUACAAAAUGAAUAUUUUCUGAUAGGCUGCUUUCUCAGAUAUAGGUCAAAUUUGUAUGUAAAUCCUUAGGAAAACUGUCGUAGUGUGAACAAAUGUAAUUUAGUUACAAAUUUGAAAUGGACCCACAGCAUUUUGAAAUGGUCUGUUGUUAUGUUCAAAUGUUGGCUAAUGUAGGGCACUUCCACCGAAGUGAAGAGGUUCGCAGUCGCGUCUAAUUACUCAAUAUAGACCAGAUCACUGAAAUAAACAAACAUAAGGGAAAGUGGUGGCCUGCUACUUCUAAGAAAAAAAUAUCUGGGUGAUUUUUAUUUUUUGUUGAACCAAUUCAGUGUGUUAAUCUUAUCUGUAUCUAUACUUACCCUUACAUGGUUGCAAAUAUCUGACCAGGUUUCCUGCAGCUUUUUCUUUCAGUUUACAUUUGUUUAAAUUUAACUACAUGCUGUAGAGAACUAAACACUUAAUAUCCGACCAGAUGUCCAUGUACCAGAAUAAGGCUCUCAUCAAAAAAAGCAUUCAGUAAGCUCCCCAAACCUUCAGUAUGAAUAAAAGUAUUCAAACUUA
Paramisgurnus dabryanus is the source of this 1799-nucleotide messenger RNA. It is a transcript of the gene sec22bb, whose product is annotated as SEC22 homolog B, vesicle trafficking protein b. Gene Ontology annotation, biological process: retrograde vesicle-mediated transport, Golgi to endoplasmic reticulum; endoplasmic reticulum to Golgi vesicle-mediated transport. The record is from RefSeq and is a predicted model, not a curated record. Gene Ontology annotation, molecular function: SNAP receptor activity. NCBI's taxonomy places the organism in Eukaryota, Metazoa, Chordata, Actinopteri, Cypriniformes, Cobitidae.